AUGAGUAUACUUUCGAAUACAUUAGUAAAUGAUGAUAAUUAUUGUCAAAUAUGCACAUGUACAUCGAUAGUCACUGGCAAAAAACGUUUGUCAUGUUUUGUUUGCGAUCAUUGUCGUUUAUCAAUGUGCUACGAAUGUUUCAAUAAGCAUACAACACAAUUAGUUGACGAAUAUUCGCAGAUACAAAAGCGUUAUUCAAAACUAGAUGAACUAUUUAAUCAGAAACGACAAUUACUUCAAACAUUUGAGGAACAUUGUAUACGUAGUGUUAAUAGUGCGUUCGAUGAAAUAGUUAAUGAUUUACAAAUUCUUCGAAAAGAAGGUAUUGAUUAUGUUAAACAACAAUUCAAUGAUUCCCAAAUUGUUAUAUCCGAGAUGAUUACAAAUAUUAAAUCAUUCAUAGAUAAAUCUCAACAUCAUUGGACGCACGAUGGUAUUACUAAGAAUGCUAUUAUUGAACUCGAUGAUCAACGUAAACAAAUGAAUGAAAUUGAACAACGUUUUGGUGCAUUUGCUUUACCUAAUAUGCAAUUAAAAGUUUCUACAUAUCCACGAAACCAACUUGAUUUAGACUGUCAAUUAUCAUUUAACUUAAAUGCGGUCACGAAAAAAUUUCUUCCCUCAUAUCCAGGUAAAGUUAUAUCAACAAAAUGCUUAUGUAGCCAACAGAAUGAAUAUGAGAAUGAAAAAUUUGAUGUUGAUACAGAAGUUGAAGAACUUCAGCAAACUUUUUAUUCAACAAAAGAAAUGCAAACCGAUGCUAUUAGUGAACCGGCUCGUACGAAAUGCAAAGAUUAUAUUGAUGAUAAUGUUGGUGAUGAGGAUGAAUAUUUUUCUUUAAAAGACGAAAUAGGUGAACUAAUUAAUUCAACUAAUACAGAGCAUUCCUUAAGUAAACAUUACAUUUCUCAAAGUAUAAUAUUAACACAGAAUGAAGUUGAUCGUAUUGCGAGCGAUGAUGAGCAUUUACUUUAUUUUUCUGAUGUAUCAAAAUCACUUUGUUAUGUUCGAAAUAUUUCAUUGGGUGGUAAACGAGCUAAUGGAACAUCACAAACCACGGAAGUAACAUGCCGAUGGCCACAUUCUCCUAUACUAGAUUUAGUUUAUUCGCCAGCGUCGUCACAAUUUGUUUGCGCAACAAAAACAGGCGUAUAUACAUGUACUGUUGAUUCCGAUCAUGACGAUUCAACUAUUGAUAUACAAUUACAAUUAGCACAAUCUUGGUCUUAUAUAAGAUUAUCGGCUGACAAAAAUCUUUUAUGGAUUUGGGCAGAUGCGCCACAGUUAAGUCAACUACUGAUUUAUUCUCCUAAAUCAUUCGAGUGUAUAAAAGUAUUUAAUUUAAUUGAUUAUCCACGUUUUUCGGAUAAUAGUACAUCAUUUUGCAUACAUUCAGAUAUUAUAGCAACUGUAUUUCAAUAUAAACAAACAAAAAAUACAACAACAUACAAAAAAAAUUUCCAUGUGACAUUCUGUGAUAGUUCAGAUUUACAUGAACUGUGUACUAUAGAUUUAGGUGAAUGUGACUUCGAUCAUGAGAUUCGAGCAAACAACAAUGGAAUAUUUUUUGUAACAAAUGGAAAAGGUAGAUUAUGGAUCGUUGAUCGUUAUGGUGAAAAAGAGUACGUGAAAUUGUUUCGCACUGGUCGAGCUCUAACAGUACACGCGACAAAUCAAAUAUUAAUUGCUAAUGGUACAAAACAGUUACAACGUAUUGAACUAUUACAAAAAGACAAUAAAGAUAAAUAA
Messenger RNA from Rotaria socialis, 1749 nucleotides. The record is from the annotation of a GenBank genome assembly. NCBI's taxonomy places the organism in Eukaryota, Metazoa, Rotifera, Eurotatoria, Philodinida, Philodinidae.